Molecule: messenger RNA, 2646 nt
Organism: Trypanosoma grayi
Lineage: Eukaryota; Euglenozoa; Kinetoplastea; Trypanosomatida; Trypanosomatidae
Product: kinesin
Exons: 1
Coding region: 1-2646 (881 amino acids)
Biological process (GO): microtubule-based movement
Molecular function (GO): microtubule binding; microtubule motor activity; ATP binding
Source: RefSeq, a predicted model, not a curated record
AUGAGUGGUCUUCUCGGUGUGAAGCGUAGCUCCAUCGACGUGUUCAUUCGCGUACGCCCAAUUCGGGUGGAGUUGCACGAGACGAGCGCCGCGUGGGACAUCAGUGCCACCACGCUGCGGGAAAAGGGCAAUCCUGACAAUUUAUUCACCUUUGAUCACGUCUACAACACUACCGACACCACGCAGGAGCUGUAUGAGCGCAGCGUACGCAGUAGCAUCGUGGCAAAUGUCGCAAAGGGGUAUAACGGCACAGUGUUCGCGUACGGUCAGACAGGUAGCGGCAAAUCGUACACAAUGCUUGGCGACGAUGGGAGCAGCAGGGCCAGCAAUAAAAUCAAUGCGCCAGAGGGAGUUGUCGAGAUGUCAGUUCGAGAUCUCUUUGCCGACCUCGAGAAAGAGCAGCAGAAGAACCCAUCCAUGCAGGUGGCGGUGUACGUGACGAUGAUUGAGAUCUACAAUGAGCAGAUGCGGGACCUGCUGCUUGUGCCGGGGGCGGUGGCCGCGCCGCUCUCCAUCCGUGAGAACGAACACGGUGUCUACGUGCACAACGCUAUUAGGCGGGAGGUGACGAGUGCGCGUGCGUGCUUUCAGCUCAUCCAGACACAGGCGGAAGGCCGCGUGAGUGCGUCCACUGUGAUGAAUGAGCACUCGAGCCGGUCACACUGCGUGAUCCGUAUCCUCGUGGAGAAAACCAUCCCGCUCGAGGAGGACAGCGACGUCUCGUCCGGCAGCGAGGAGGAAGAGGAUGAGGAGCUGUGUGGAAUGAAGAAGAAAGUUGUGGCGACCCUCAACCUUGUCGACCUGGCUGGAUCGGAGCGGGUAGCGAAGACCGGCUCGACGGGUAUACGCCGAGUGGAGGGCGGCCAUAUCAACAAAUCCCUCACAAUCCUCGCGACGGUCAUUAGCCGAUUGACGGAGUGUGUCAACAACGUUCGGAGCAGCAGCAAUAAUAGUAAUAAUAAUACUAAUAACACCGCAAGUGGAGGUACAACCGCGUUUGUGCCCUACCGCGACUCGCGCCUCACCCACCUCCUCAAGACGGCGAUUGGUGGGAACUCCCUGACGGCUGUCUUUUGCUGCAUCACGCCGGCAGUGCAGAACGUUGAUGAGUCGCGAAGCACACUGCAGUUUGCAGCACGUGUGAAGGCAAUCAAAAAUAAGGUGUCGGUCAAUGAGAUAGCAGACCCCAAAACAAGGCUGCGAGAAGCUGAGAUCGACCUACGACGCUACAAGCGUAUGAUGGUGGCGACCACAAUAUACUUAUGGAGUAAGAGUGUGCGAAUUAAGCACCUUGAGCAGAAGAUGGACGAACUUCUCCUUUCUGGGGUGGCUAGAACUCCAACUACUGUGACUACUGCUGCUGAUACUGCUGGUAGUGAUGGGGUGUCUCACACCACACCAAGUGAGCAACAGCGAAUUAUCAUUGAGCGGCUCACAGAGCAGAAUGAGGAGCUGUUGCAGGAACUUUCCAAAGCACGAGAUGCACUAAAGCAACAGUCUGAAGUUGCAGGAAACACCUAUAGUGGAACAGCUGCCGCUGCCGCGAUGGUCCUUGCCGAUGACGAAGAAAAGCAUCAGCUCCGCGCGGAUGUGCGGGAUUUAGAACAGAUGCUGAAGGAAGUGCUCGACGAGAAGAGCGCCAUUCAGCAGUCCAUGGAUGAGCUUGACAGCUUCUGUAAGGAGCUCGAGGAUGAAAACGCGGUGCAUGCCUCCUCACUAAAGAAGCUGCAGACGACGUGUAAAGAGCUUCAAGCACUCGUCGACGCCAAGGACGCCGCAGAGGGUGCCGCCAAGGAGGAGUCGCAUCUAUUGAAGGAGCAGCUCGCCAAGACACAGUCCAAGCUGCUUGAAAAGGGUCGCUACGACGACUACCUGCAGCAGCUUACUAAACUGCACAUUGAGCACCAGGAGUUACAGUUCUCCCACCACCAACUCCAGGAAAAACACAACCGCGAGUUGGGCGAAGAACGUGCACAGAUUGAGGGAUUGCAGUCGAAGAUUGAGGAGCUCGAGGACGAGGCUGCAGAGUUGCGGGACGCAAACAAGCUGCAGAACUCGUACCUCUGGAGGCUUCUCGGUGUGGCGUCUGUCGUGUCGCACGGCAAGGCACUGAACCCGGAGGAGGCCACUACCACUGUUCGCGGCGCACAAGUCGACGCGGCCGUCAAAACACUCACUACGGUCGUGUUGGCGUCGCUCGAGAGGCCACCUGGUGUGCUCGAGUCAGCUGAGGUCAACCACCAGGUGCCGCAGCCGAGCACCUCCCGCAAAGAGAUAAAUGACAACGGCAGUGGUAACAUCAAUAGUGAUGGCAAUAAUGGUGGUGGCGAUGCGGCUCUGCAGAAGCGUAUAGAAGAGCUGCAGCAGCAACUUAUCGCAAGAGACGCACAGCGUGAUGUGAUCAUCGACAGCAAGCUGAAGCGCAUGCAAAACCUCGCGCUGCGCCUUCACACGACAAAUGCAGCUCUUGUCGAGGAGUUGCGACAGUCCUUUGCACUCAGUGAGGAGCUCUUCCGCUUCGUUGACAAGCACCCGAAGCUUGCUCCCAAGUUGGCGAAGGCGGGUCUCGUGCCCACGUCGUUCAAGACUGCUGUAGAACGGGCCAUGCUCGCAAAAGUCCCCAUGAAACAGUAUGGUCACAACUGA